Molecule: messenger RNA, 3901 nt
Organism: Xyrichtys novacula (pearly razorfish)
Lineage: Eukaryota; Metazoa; Chordata; Actinopteri; Labriformes; Labridae
Source: the annotation of a GenBank genome assembly
AUGAGCACAGCUGCUGUGGAGGAGCGAGCAGAAGUCACACCACAGAUAAGCCUUUCUACUUUGCUUUUCAGUCGUGCUACUUCCGUCAUUAUUCCCCUCAACCUUACCCAACCUCGCACAUAUGAGACAGGUGUCACCAUAUAUCGUCUCUUCGACUUUUGUUGAAUACAUCUUUACUCACUUUUUCAUCGGUAUUUUUGAAGAGCUCUUCUUGGAUGAAUUUUUAGCGUUGGGAACAAACUGUUUUGGAGCUGAAACACUUUGAAAUCUUCAAAGGCAGCCGCAAUUUAUCCGUUAAAGAAGGAGAGGACUGACAAUGAAGGUACUUGGCUCUUUUUUUUCUACUGUUUUGCUUUUCUUCUGUAAAACUUAGUUUUGAUUAUGUCUUUUUGGAUGGAAGGAUUUUAUUCUUUUAUUCAGAUAUUUUUCAGCUCUUAAAAAUUCUAAAAUGUGGACAAAAACCCUAACCUAAAGUUUUUUCAAUAGUACAUUAAAUAUUACAUUAAAAUAAAUAGAUAAGGUGAAGGGGUAGAUUCAUACUCCCUUUGGAUAUUUUAUAUAACAGUAUACUACUGUACAUUACUACAAGAAGAAUCUACAUAUGCAAGUCAACAGCUCAUGUAAUUGUAGUCAAACUUCCUCUUUUUUAUUAAUAUAUUUGUGUCUGUUACAGAAGCCUCGACAGUUUAUUCAGUCAAUAAUUAAAGACUUCUUGUAAUUGGAAAAAGACUUAAAAUGAUUUAUGUUUCAGUGUAAGGAAACAAUCAGAUGGUACAAAGUACGUCAUGAGGACGGAGGUCUUUCCAUCCAGUUGACUCGAUGCAUCAUGGCAGGUAGUUUUGAGGUUGUGACUUCUCUUUCUUGGUAACUACGUAUUAGACUACCGGGUUAAUACUGAUUAUGCAAAGAUUAUGCUAAUUAUAAGAUAAAGAUUCACUUAACAAUUGCUCUUGGUCAUGUUGAACAAUAAAAUAGGACCUCCUCUGAUUCUUUUGCUGAUAUCUAAUCUGAUAAUCAGUCUGGACGGUUCACUAGAGUGUUGUAUUGGAGUCAUAUUAAAACUGGAUAAUGUUAAUUUGUUUCAUAGGACUGUGAUUGGUGUCAAUAAUGAGCAGCUGCUAGUCUUUGAGAUCAUGUUGUGUAUUCUGGGUCACACCCAGACAGAGUUUCUUACUUCCGUAUCAAACUUUACACAUAAGUCUAUAACUUUAAAAUGUGACUUCCUCAUAAAUAUGUUUGUUCGUGAACAAACAUUGAUCUCACAAUUCAACUUUGAGUUGAAUUACCAACAUGCAAUAGCGUCCUAUCAUUUAUCGUUCCUUCUUUUUAGGAUGGGAAAGAGCUCACAGGUACUUUGUGUUUGUAGCAUUUCCCUCUCAAUGUCUGUCUGUUUCAGAUUUCCGUCCUCUUCACUGAGGGGUUACAGAGAAUAUGGCCUUCAAAACCAGCAGAGAGGAGCCCAUAACCACACCAUGCUGCUGAGGCCAAGAAGAGGGGUGCGGAUUUAAGAGCGCUUUAGGAACCAGGACUUAAUCUGAUGUGUGAAUCAAACUCAAAACUGGCUGUAUUUCACGUUAACAAAAACUUCAAGACUCUGGAAAGAAAGGAAUGAAUUCACCAGAAGGCGAGUAUCACGAACUACUUUGAAAUCUGCACAGAAGCCCACAGGAGUUACCUCAUGAACACUGUCACCUCUACAUAUCGAUUCUGUUCAUAAAGCAAGUCUUUAGACUUUAGAUUUCAAAGCAUACAUAUCUGGGGAACUGGAUUUGUCAAAAGUAGCCAUGAAUGGCCUCGCAGAGAUGUCGUUAAAGUGCGUCCUGGUCGGAGACAGCGCUGUUGGGAAGACGGCCCUGCUGGUCCGUUUCACAUCAGAGACCUUCCCUGAUUCCUACAAGCCCACUGUGUUUGAGAACACAGGGGUGGAGGUGUACAUGGACGGGGUUCAGAUCAGUCUGGGUCUGUGGGACACAGCGGGAAAUGAAAAUUUUCGACAGAUCAGACCAAGAUCCUACCAGCAGGCUGACAUUGUCCUCAUCUGCUUCUCUGUGGCCAACUCGAGCUCUCUGGCCAGUGUCCAACAUAAGUGGAUCAAUGAGGUUCGAGAGCACUUGCCCAAGGUACCUGUGCUGGUCGUGGCCACCCAGACGGAUCUGCGGGAGUCGGGGGCGCAUCGAAGCAGCUGCAUCUCUGCUGCUGAGGGUAGACGCGUGGCCCACGAAGUCCACGCCAAAGGCUACCUUGAGUGUUCAUCCCUGAGCAACCGAGGCGUGCAGCAGGUGUUUGAGUACGCCGUGCGGACAGCCGUCAACCAGGCCAAGAAACAGGCCAGGCGACGGCUGUUCAGCGUGAACCAGUGCAAAGUUUUUUGACCCCUGACUUGGAGCAAGCGGGCGGCUGUAGUCCUUUGUAAGGGUUCCCUGAGAUAUGCUGUUUGGAACUGAGUGAAGGCCUGUAGGGCCACAACCACCUGAAGUUGUACUGCAAACUUUCUUCAGGAAGUUGUUUUCCACUUACAGGGAAUUUCCUUAACUCUGACUGUUUUUUUUUUUUUUUUACAAAGCUGAGAGCAAACUGUGAAAGUUAUCUGCCAAUUAUCCCCCUAGAUGGACACCAGUGUAAGUUCUGCUUUUGUGUGAUCGAGGGAGAGUGCCACGCUGUUGAUAUGAGACACCAGAAAAACUUUCAGAAAUACUCCAUCAGAAAGUUGAACAGAAAAAGUGCGUUGAAAUUAAAUUGCUAUAGAUUUAACAUUGAAACAACAUAUCACCUCAAGGAACACAUACCUGAACCUCGCAUUAUAUAUACGUGUUGGAAGAUAACCUCUUGAAUUACAGUAUAACCUAUAAGAGGGGUUAUUUGGGGGGGAUUUUUGUCCUUUUUUUUGUGAAACAUAGACUAAGAAGUGAAAGUAGGGGAUGGCGUAGGGCAUAUGACAGAAUAUUUGCAGCUUGGGUUGUCAGCUGUGUGGACUACAUGAGGAUGCACAGAGCUAAACAGGCCCCCUAUUCAGAACUAGGUUAAAGCUUUGAUCACAGCAGAUGAAGGUUCAUAAACGGGUAUCUUUAACAUCAACAUGGAGCUUUUACAGUGCAGUUUCACAUUUCUGAAAACCAAAAAAAUGACUGUUCUCAUGCCCCUAAAUCAUUUAUUUAUAUAUUCAUAAUGGAUCUUUUUUUUUUUAAUCUUCCAGUGAUUUUAACUCAUCAGAAAAUUUCAAAACUAGACAGUUUCGCUUCCUUGUGUCCUGUUGGUUGUUUCUCUACAGACGAUGUAAUUUUAGGACUGACUGACUAACACCUGCUUUUUAAUGUGGUAUAUACUAUAUUGAUCGAUUUUUUCAAACUGUUAUUUAACUUUAUUAUGACGGAGUAUUAGGGCCACAUUAAGGAGAGAAAAUUAAGACUUUGAAAUUAAAGUCGUAAAAUUAAAAGAAUAAAGUCAUAUAGUCAAGUUGUAAUACAAUCAUUACUUAUGAGAAGAAAGUCAGAAUAAAGUCCUUAUAUUCUAACGUGUUGUUGAGGUGACAGUUGUUGAAAUGAGAGCCAAGGAGCAUUUUUGUGAAAAUGUACUUUAAUAAUGGUUUCUCAAACAAGGAGAUACUGAAUCUUUUGGCACAUCAGCACCACAUUAUCAUGAGUAUUUUACUGAUUUUAUUACAACAUUAUUCUCAUUAGUAAUGACAUUAUUCUCGUAACUUAACGACUUUGAUCUUGAAGUCUUUUUUUUUCUUAAUUUGUCCCUAAUACUCCGUCGUACUUUAUACCUCUUUUAGUAAAGAAAACAUUAGGGCAUGUUCGCCUCCUUUCUCUAUGUUUUUUUUAUCUGAUCAUGUUCUUGUUAUUAUUUGUUACCAGAGUAACUAAUUUGAAUAAAGUAAUACUAAUGAUUUAACAUAAAA